GAGUGCCCACUGCUCGCGCUCUGCUCCUGCUGCUGCUCAUCGUCUGCUCUGCUGUACUUGCUGUUGCUGUACUACAUAGACCCACAUCUCCCUUUCCUUUCCUAAUAUAUCAUGACCACCACCACCACCCCCAAUCCCCCAUCUGCCCCUUCUACCGACGCUACCUCCGCUCCUCCCACUCAGGUCCCAUCGUCGCGCACUCCCAAUCCGUCGGAGGUUGGCUGGCAAUUCGUUCCUCAAUACUACACCUUUGUGAACAAACAACCGGACCGAUUGCACCAGUUCUACAACAAAAAGUCUACUUUCGUGCAUGGCACAGAAGGAGAUGAGGGGAGGGUCUGUUUGGGACAACAGGAGAUCCAUGCUCGCAUAACCGAAAUCGGGUUUCGUGACUGCAAAGUGUUCAUCCACUCUGUUGACGCGCAGUCUUCCGCCGAUGGGGGUAUCAUCAUUCAGGUGAUCGGUGAGAUGUCGAACGACGCUGAGCCGUGGCGCAAAUUCGUGCAAACCUUCUUUCUCGCCGAGCAGCCGAAUGGGUACUUUGUUCUGAACGACAUUUUCCGGUUCCUCAAGGAGGAGACGGUGGAGAGCGAGCACGAGAGCGAGGAUGCGGCGAGCGAGGUCGUCGAGCCGGAGCACGCGUCCGUUUCCGUUGUCGAGCAUGCUGCUGCUGUCGAACCCGUGGUUGUCGAGCCCGUCGCUGUCGAGCCUGCACCCAGAGAGCCCACUCCUCGCGAACCUACUCCUCCGCCCGCUGUUGAAGAGCCUCCUGUUGCCGAGGCGCCUGUUGAGAUUUCGCAACCGAAAGCAGUGACGCCACCCCCGGCACCUGCGCCGGCCCCGGCAGCAGUCCCAGCACCGACCCCGGCACCAGCGCCGGCACCAGUGCAAGCGCCUCCUCCCGUAGCUGCACCCAUACCGGCUCCCGCUCCCGUACCCGCCCAACCGCGUUCGUGGGCAAACCUUGCCGCUGCGAACCCGAAAAAGUGGGGAUCGACCGUUGCUGUGGACUCUCGAGGGACAUCCGAGAUCGCGCCGGCUACAGUGCAGAUUCCCGCUCCUGCUCAGCCUCCAGUUCAACAACAGCAGUCCCCGGCCCCGGUCCAACGACAGGGUCAGCCGCAGCAGCAUCCCAGUUAUGCUGCGGCAAUGAGUGUGACGACGGCCCAAUGUUUCGUCAAGGGUGUUCUCGAGCCAGUGACGAUCAAUGCUCUGCAGACCCAGCUGACAAAUCGCUUUGGCCCACUCAAAGAUCUGGAGAUUGUACGCAACAAAGCGUGUGCAUUCUUCGAGUUCUUGAGCCUGGAUUCUGCACGCAAAGCAAUCGCGGCCUCUCUGCCUCAGUCGCAGGGUGGUGAGGGAGGAUUCUGGAUCGACAUGGGGCCUGACAGCACGUUCAGAAUCUCGAUCGAGACAAGAAAAGAGCGCAGCGAACGGCCAGCUAGCCGACCGCGAGGUGGAGGCCCGAUGGGUGAUGGCCAGCGGGGUCGCGGUGACGGUUUCAGAGGUGGCCGGGGCAGGGGCCAGCCUCGUGGUGGGCCUCCUGGCAAGUAAAAUUCUGACAAUGCAUGGCAAUGCCAUCGUUGGUCUUCAUCCAUCACACUUUACUUACUUACCACGCAAUCACUACUAUCUCAUUUUGGGGUCUUGAGAAUGCUCGGGACCAAGGUACAAUUGAGUUUUGCAAUCACGCUUUCAAAGAUCCUGAGGUCCCACCGGUGCUGUAAUGCAACUAAACCGCAAGCCCUCGUAGGGAUUGAGUGAAUUGAGGUCCACAAAAACACCACGUGGCAUGCGACCUAUUUUUGCUAAUGAUCGACAUGGCGAUCAUUUCAUAGCGCUGCUCGCUCCUUGGCUUCAACCAUCCUGAUACCCUUCGCCUUUCACGGAACCCCUCGAGUUAUAACUUCCCGUCCUUACUUGCUUUACUAACGCACUGUCGACACCAUGAAGUUCGCUCGUUAUCUCGAGGACACACAAGUGCCCGAAUGGCAACGCGCUUACAUCGACUAUAAGCUGCUCAAAAAGAAGAUUACGGAGAUCCGGCGCCAGAAAGAAUUGACCGGCCAUCAGGCAGGACAGGCGCGUCCUUCGGAGGAUGUGGACGUGGUGCUCGAAGAGGACGACACUCCGGAUACGAGUUCAACUGCUCAUGCGUUGGCGCGCAAGCCGAGCAGCACGCAAACGACAGCGCCUCGUCCUCCGGCCCCCGUGCGUCGAUUCACAGUUGUAUCCAAGCCCCGCCCCUACUCAUCUGGUCUGCUCUCAGCCCUUGAACGGUCGUUCUUCACUACACUGGAUGGGGAGGUAGUCAAGAUCGACAAGUUCUUCAUCUCGCGUGAGAAAGUUAUGCAAGAGCGGACACAGGCGCUGGAAGGACAACUGGAACGGCUGGAUGAGCACCGCAAGAUCUUCGACGCCACCGCACACAGCUCUACCGCAUGGACGUCUGCGAUCAACACCGCUGCUCUCCUCAAGUUCAAGCCCAGCACGAAAGACCCAGGCGACCCAGAAGACCACGCCGAAUCGACCGAGUCCCUGCCUUUGCCGGAUGCGGCUCUGAAAGCAAAGGGCAAAGCGCGCCACCAUCUGAAAGCCCACUCCGUCUCCGAGCUGCCUGAUGCUCGCGACGACUUGGAUCCAGAUGACUUCCAUGAAGCGAGGCAUCAACUGAAGAAGGCUGUGUUGGAGCACUACCGGGGCCUGGAGAUGCUUUACAACUAUCGAGUUCUCAACCUCACCGGCAUCCGGAAGGCUUUGAAGAAGUUUGAGAAGGUGACGCAGAUUGCUGCUCAAGAUAUGUACAUGCGGGAGAAGGUUGAUCCCACAACGUUCGCAGCAGACACGACAGUACAGUCGAUGAUGGAGACGAUCAAAGACAUGUAUGCCAGUCGGUUCGUCCGCGGAGAUCGUAAAAAGGCUCUUGACCUAUUGCGGUUAGGACCACAGCACAAAAGCCACCACGUGAGCACAUUCUGGUCCGGAUUGUUCCUCGGCCUAGCGGUCCCAGCGCUGGUCUCUGGUCUGUAUCACAGUUACCAGCAGAGCACGCGGGAUGCAAUACCUGGAUGGGACGGGCUGUUGAUGAUCUACGGCGUGUUCCUCAUUCCGGUCCUGCUCGGCUUGUUAGUAGGACUGAAUAUCCUUGUUUGGGCCCAAUGCAGGAUCAAUUAUGUGUUCAUCUUCGAGUUUGAUCUAAGAACCCGCAUGGAUCAUCGAGAGUAUUUCCAGCUCCCGAGCAUCAUCUUAGCGGGUCUGUGCUACGCAUUCUGGCUGUCCUUUGCUCGGAUCGGUGCCCCACACAUUUCGCCGACAACAUGGCCACUCGUCUGGCUGGGAUUUACAGCAGUCAUGUUGUUCGCUCCCCUGCCACUCUUCUUCCUUUCGUCUCGGUUGUGGCUGUUGAGAAACGUGGGGAAACUCUUGACAUCGGGGUCCAGACGCGUCGAAUUCACGGAUUUCUGGAUGGGGGAUCAGUUUUGCAGCCUGGUCUUCACUUUGUCCAAUCUGUUCCUCUUUGUCUGCCUGUAUGCCGAAGGAUUCAGUCCCCAGUGGAGGAAAUGUGGGACCUCAUCGAGAUUCUGGCCGCUGCAGUUUGCUUUGGCGAUCCUUCCCUUCCUCGUGCGGUUGGUGCAAAGUCUCAGGCGUUUCGUGGAUUCUGGACUGGUGACUCAUUUAAUUAAUGGUGGAAAAUACUUCUCUGGGAUUAUUGCCUAUCUCUGUUACUUUCUCUGGCGGCACCAAGGAAGCACGCCUGCCCUGAUUGCUUGGUGCAUCUUCCAGGCUCUUUAUUCAUUUUAUGCCUUGGCAUGGGAUUUAUGGAUGGAUUGGUCCAUCAUGCGCCUCGAUACGCCCUAUAAAUUACUCAGAAAGGAGCUGAUAUACACGAACCAUAUCUAUCUCUAUUAUGUUGCUAUUGUUACCAACACGCUCAUCCGAUUCAUUUGGGUGUUCUAUAUCCCGAAGCGCGGGCCUGACAUGAUGCUACGCACCUUUAUCGCCGGUUCAUUUGAGAUGCUUCGGCGCUGGCAGUGGAACUUUUAUCGUGUGGAGAACGAGUUUCUCGGUAACGUCGACCAGUAUCGUGUCACGCGAGAAGUCCCGCUUCCUUACCUGCUGGACCGAGGGGAUCAGGAUCGAGACGACGAGGGCAGCCCUUCACGUGAUUGGCGUGCGAUUCCUCUGCGUAAACAACGAGGCUCUGCACAUGUGUAGACUAGGACAUUAGAGUUCGGAGCCAUGCGCGCGAGUUUUGCCUAUCUUCUGCUGCGAUUUACCAUGUGCACGGGUCAGGUAGUACAAAGCUCGAGGAGUUCCGCACGACAAUUUCACAACGAAAAGACUCACCCCUGCUCACAAUAAUGAAGUUCACCAGAUAUAUAGAAGACACGCAAGUCCCGGAAUGGACCCGGGCCUAUCUGGACUACCGUAUUUUUAAAGACCGCAUUCGUGACAUUCGGAGCGCCCAAGAAUCGAACCACGCGUUCCCUGGCAUUGAAAGUCCCUCAAACUCACCGAUCGGCGGCUGGGCCCAGCAGAGCGACCAUUCCGUGCUUUCCUUUGUAGACUCGGCGGGAAACUCCUCGUAUGGUGGGAGCGAGAUCCACCUGCCCCUCGAUAGACGGCUCGGCGAUCUCGCUUCCAACACAGGAUCACCACAGCCACAGCGAGCACGUGCUGUUGACAGCGUCUCCCCGCCACCGAAUGCCGCCGCAGGCCGGCUGCAUCUGCAGGUGGACUCUCCCAUGCCACCGUUCGUGCCACGUUCGCCCACAUCUCAGACCAAUCGGGACGCACUUCCGCCCAGCCCUGGUGGCGCAAUUCAGUUCCCAGCCACAACGGCGCAGCGCGCUGUCAGUCCCAGGAUACUCCUGCCACAACUAGUUGUUCGACAGGCGACUAAUCGCUCGCACCAUGCGCCCCCAAGUCCCCUCGGAGAUGGCUCGACAAUGCACGGCCGGAUGGACACCAAGCGACUCGGGGCUGACAUGAUGUCCAGGGUUCUGACGAACCACUCACAAGCUCGGAAGGGCGACACCGCGCCGUCCAGUCCAGUGGUUUCUCCAUCCACGGUCGGCAGUCGGCUCAGAAAGGGAAUCUCUCAUCUGAUGGAUCCGCUGCGCCGGGAUCCCUACUCGGAACUCUCUCUGAAUGUGCUGAUGCCACUGCUAUCUCCACAGGAGCUGGCCUUCUUCACCGCUCUUGACAGCGAACUUCAAAAAGUCGACAAUUUCUUCAUCGAGAAAGAGAGGGCAAUGAAAGUUCGCGCCAAAGAUCUCGGGGCUCAACUCCGUGCGCUCAACCAGCACCGCAAAUUAUCUGUUGAUAAAAACUCCGACGCGCCGCGCUCCUGGCCUGCGUUCUGGCGCGGCAGCAUCUCUGCGUUGCUGAAGCUAGUAGGACGCCAGUCGCUCAGCAAAAUGCAUGGACACGUCCACGACGACGAUGGGGCUCGCGAGGCCAAGACAGAAGUAAAGACCUUCGAGACGAGUCGGGCGCGCGAUGAUCAGCGAGAUCCCAAGGCAUAUCCCCAAGCCAAACGCAAGUGGAAGAAAGCAAUCCUGGAGCAUUACCGGGGCUUGGAGAUGCUGCAGAACUACCGGAUUUUGAACAUCUAUGCUUUCAGGAGAGUGCUGAUCAAAUUUGAGAAGGCGACGAAAAUCUCCGUCCAAAGAGCAUACAUGGAAGGAAAGGUCGAGCUGGCCGCAUUCUAUUCUGAUGACAAUCUCCGCGCGAUGAUGCAGGAAGACGAAAACCUAUACGCCAUCAACUUUGGCAAGGUGCUGAAAACCCAUCACAAAAGCACGUUCCAGUCCGGCCUUGCUCUCGGAGCCGCGAUGAUUGCUGUUGCAGCGGGAAUAUUUGAUAGUUUUCAACCAAAUACACGUGCCGCUAUCCCCGGAUGGGACGGAUUAAUGUUCAUCUACGGGGUCUUGGCUAUCCCCGCCAUCUUUGCGUUGCUGGUAGGGCUGAAUCUUCUUGUCUGGGCGCAUUCUCGGAUCAACUACGUUUUCAUCUUCGAACUAGACCUGAGAACGCGUCUCGACCACCGCGAAUACUUUCAGACUCCCGCCAUCCUUCUCACCGCCCUUUGCUAUGCGUUCUGGCUUUCCUUUUCCAGGAUUUUAGAUGCCCAUGUGGCACCUGCGACGUGGCCACUGGUUUGGCUGGCGUUCACGGGGAUCGUGAUGUUCGACCCUUUUCCCCUUCUGUAUAGGCCCUCCAGAUACUGGCUUGUCAAAAGCACUGCGAACUUGCUCAAAUCGGGCUUGAAGCGCGUCGAGGUUCCGUGGUUCUUGUUUCGAAUGAUGCUGCCCACUGAUGCUACCCAGUUUACGGACUUUUGGAUGGGAGACCAGUUCACGAGCCUGGAAUUCACGUUAUCGAACAUCCCUCUGGUCAGCUGUGUUUACGCGCGCAGUCUUGAUGCCGACUGGCGAAAAUGCGGAAGCACGUCGAAACUCUGGCCGCUGUCUUUCGUAAUCGCCGUGCUGCCUUUCGUCAUCCGCAUGGUGCAGAGCAUAAAGCGCUACGCCGAUUCGAAGCUCACGACGCAUCUCAUCAAUGCCGGGAAGUACUGGUCUGGAAUUAUCAGCUAUCUGUGCUACUUUCUCUGGCGUCACAAAGGCAGCAAAUACGACCUGUCGUUCGCCUUUUGGUGUCUGUUCCAAUCGCUGUAUUCCAGUUACGCACUCACAUGGGACUUUUUGAUGGACUGGUCUAUCUUUCGAAGGCACAGUCGGCACUGGUUGCUGAGGAACGAGCUGAUCUACUCGAACCACGUUCCGUUGUACUACACCGCAAUCGUCAGCUUCCCUGCGCCCUUGCCCAGCUGAUUCGCAUCUGACCUCCGCGGCGGAUCUCUAGAUGAUCAACACGGUGAUACGGUUCAUGUGGAUCCUGUAUAUCCCCGUCCAGGGGCCAGACCCGAUGCUCCGCUCGUUUUUGGUUGGGCUGAUGGAGAUCUUUCGGCGGUGGCAGUGGAAUUUUUAUCGUCUCGAAAACGAGCACAUCAGUAACAUCGAUCAGUAUCGAGCUGUGAGAGAAGUUCCGCUGCCGUAUACACUUGACAUGCAGGAAGGGAUUGCCGAAGAGUCCCAGCGAUAACGAUCGCACGCUAAACCCCAAAUUAUGUAAAUUCGAGCAGUAAAUAUGAACAAUCCGUCUGUCUUGCAGCUGUAGCGGGAUUGAGGCUAGCCUGUUCCUGGCAGUGGACACCGUGUUAGCACCAUCACGUGAUCGCGUUCUGCUAUUCGCAGUGGUCUGGAACAUCGCUUCAGAGCCGGCUGACGGAAAAAACGGACAUUGUGGGCGCGAGGAAGGUGCACGUGCAACGUCCAUCUGUUCUCCAUGCUCAACAUCGCACGGUGAUGAUCACCAUGCAUGGAACCUGCGAAGCUGAUGAAAGCAAUGCUACUUAUUUACAAAUGUACAGAUGGUUAACGAAAGGUGGAUAGUGCUUAUACUGGGGUCUAUGAGUAUGAUGAAUACGAAGUGUUUUGGAAGUAACGAGCGAGUGUGUAUGUGUGUGUGAGCGGGUGUGUGUCGUGGGGACGGUCUCAGAUCAUGCGCAAAGGGACGCGUCCUCGAACUUCGUCCUGACCGAAAAGAACGGAAAUGUCCAUGUAAU
Molecule: messenger RNA, 7630 nt
Organism: Mycena citricolor
Lineage: Eukaryota; Fungi; Basidiomycota; Agaricomycetes; Agaricales; Mycenaceae
Source: the annotation of a GenBank genome assembly